AUGCCACAAGUUACCUUUGUAAGUUCAGCCAAUUGGCACUUAGCGACGCCUUAUUAUUUGUUUCUUUCUUAUUAUGUUACUAGUGACCACUCUAGCUUCAUUAAGGAAAAUUCGAACUGGAGUUAUUUUGCAAACACUUGUCAAUCAAGAAUGGAUCGAAUUUCCUUCCGGGCACUGCCAAUUUUGAUCUUUCUUCUUUUACCAGCUGCAAAUUCUGAAUUACAAGAAGUGAAGGAUGCGCUAGUUCUGUUCAUGGAGAAACUUUCACCAGGUAAUGCCACAAGAGGUCAAAACUGGGGUUGGAACACAAGUUCAGACCCCUGCAAUGACAAAUGGGAAGGUGUAUCUUGUGAUGAUACAACACAGCAUUUUGUUAAAAGAAUUGUUCUUGAAGGAUUUAAUCUCAGUGGCAUUCUUGAUUCGAGUUCUGUCUGUACGGCAAAAUCUCUUGCAGUCUUGAGCCUGAAAGGCAACAAUAUUUCUGGAAUUUUACCAGAAGACAUUUCGAGUUGCAAACAGUUGACUCACCUCUUUUUAAGUGGGAAUCGAUUCACUGGAAAACUUCCAGAUUCUUUAUCACAGUUGAGUAAUUUGAAAAGGCUUGAAAUAGCCAACAACAGCUUCUCUGGCGAGCUUCCUGAUGUAGCUCGAAUUUCAGGCCUCAUAACCUUCUAUGUUGAGAAUAAUCAGCUUAGUGGAGGAAUACCAGAUUUUGAUUUUCUCAAUCUUCAGGAUUUCAGUGUCUCCAACAAUAACUUCAGUGGUCCAAUCCCUGAUGUCAAAGGCCGGUUCAAUGCUGACAGCUUUUCUGGUAAUCCUGGAUUAUGUGGAAAGCCACUAUCAAAUGCUUGCCCACCAACUUCCCCACCAGAGAAGAAGUCAAAAGGUUCAACUAAUGAUUUUCUUUUAUACUUAGGCUAUAUUAUCAUUGGCCUGCUUGUUUUGCUCUUCAUUACCUUGAGAUUAGUCAGGAAAAAGAAGUCAAAAGCAAAGACUGAUACUGUAAAGAAGGGGGUAGCACAGGAUACUGGUACCAAUAAGCCUAGUAGUACUUCAACUGGAUCAAAGACUGGUGAUAAUAGAUCAGAGUAUUCUAUUACAUCUGCAGAGGGUGGAAUUGCCAGAUCAUCGCUUGUAGUUUUAUCAAGUCCUGCAGUGAAUGGAUUGACAUUUGAAGAAUUGCUUCGAGCUCCAGCUGAAUUGCUUGGAAAGGGAAAACAUGGAAGUCUCUACAAGGUCAUGCUUGACAAUGGGGAGAUCAUGGCUGUGAAAAGGUUGAAAGAUUGGAGCAUUUCAAGUGAAGACUUCAAGAGAAGAAUGGAAAAAAUAGACCAAGUGAAGCAACCAAAUGUAUUGCCCCCGGUUGCAUAUUAUUGUUCUAAUCAAGAGAAGCUCUUGGUUUACGAAUAUCAGCCAAAUGGAAGUCUCUUCAAGCUUCUUCAUGAGUCCCCAAAUGACCAAUCAUUUGACUGGGGGAGCAGACUAGGAGUUGCAGCUGGAAUUGCACAAUCUCUCGCAUUCAUGCAUGAAAAACUUCAUGAAGAUGGAAUUGCGCAUGGUAACCUAAAAUCCACCAAUAUAUUGUUCAACAAGAACAUGGAUCCAUGUGUGAGCGAAUAUGGCCUAAUGGCAAUUGAGAAUCAAGGCCAAUCAUCAGCUGCUCAAUCCAGCAGCUUCAUGAGCGAUGUCUAUGGCUUUGGUGUGAUUCUUCUUGAGCUUCUAACAGGGAAGUUAGUCGAGAAUAACGGGUUUGAUUUGGCUAAAUGGGUGCACUCAGUGGUUAGAGAGGAAUGGACUGUUGAAGUUUUCGACAAAGCAUUGGUUUUAGAAGGUGCAAAUGAAGAGAGGAUGGUGAACUUGUUACAAGUAGCGUUAAAGUGUGUUAAUCCUUCUCCAAGUGAAAGGCCAAGCAUGAAUCAAAUUGCUGUAAUGAUCAAUGCAAUACAAGAGGAAGAAGAGAGAUCCGCAGGCUCGGAACCAUAAUUAGCCAAGCAAAUGACUACGGCAACAUGUUUGAUGUGAAAGAAUUUGCUGGGAAAUGCCUGUCAAUAAGUACCUUAAAAGAUGAUUAGUUUUUGAAGUUGUAGUAUUUAAUUAAUUGAGAAACAAUUCUUGCUUCAAAAUUCAUUAUUGAAUAGUUGUAACUUAUUCAUGUAUUC
Messenger RNA from Mangifera indica (mango), 2159 nucleotides. RefSeq names its product probable inactive receptor kinase At2g26730. Gene Ontology annotation, biological process: protein phosphorylation. The coding region runs from base 1 to 1983 and encodes 660 amino acids. Gene Ontology annotation, molecular function: ATP binding; protein binding; protein kinase activity. NCBI's taxonomy places the organism in Eukaryota, Viridiplantae, Streptophyta, Magnoliopsida, Sapindales, Anacardiaceae. The transcript is spliced from 2 exons. The record is from RefSeq and is a predicted model, not a curated record.